Molecule: messenger RNA, 1590 nt
Organism: Budorcas taxicolor (takin)
Lineage: Eukaryota; Metazoa; Chordata; Mammalia; Artiodactyla; Bovidae
Gene: HAPLN3
Product: hyaluronan and proteoglycan link protein 3
Exons: 5
Coding region: 131-1213 (360 amino acids)
Biological process (GO): cell adhesion
Molecular function (GO): hyaluronic acid binding
Source: RefSeq, a predicted model, not a curated record
CCGUCUGCUUCCUCCGACCGGAUCAGCCCCGCAGCCCGGAGCGUUCGAGCCGUCGAGGAGCCGCCUGGGGACGUUUGCCCCAGGGCCCAGCCUUGUCUGGACACCCUGGCGCUGCCCGGUGUGUGACGCCAUGGGCCUGCGGCUCCCGAUCUUGCUGCUCCUGCUGUGCUGUGUCUCCGGCCUGCCUUUCUACAACGGCUUCUACUACUCCAACCGUCCCAACGGCCGGAACCUGGACAACGGCUACAGCGAAGGCAUCUUCAAUGGAGUGAAGCUGGUGGUAGAGACGCCCGAGGAGACCCUGUUCUCCCACCGAGGGGCCAACGUGACCCUGCCCUGCCGCUACCACUACAAGCCGGCCCUGGCCUCUCCGCGGCCCGUGCGCAUCAAAUGGUGGAAGCUGUCGGAGAACGGGGUCCCGGAACAGGACGUGCUGGUGGCCAUUGGGCUGAGGCAGCGCACCUUUGGGCAUUACCGAGGUCGGGUGCGCCUACGGCAGGACAGAGCGCGGGAAGUGUCGCUGGAGAUCUGGGACCUGCGGCUGGAGGACUACGGGCGCUACCGCUGCGAGGUCAUUGAUGGGCUGGAGGAUGAGAGUGGUCUCGUGGAGUUGGAGCUUCGGGGUGUGGUCUUUCCUUACCAGCACCCCCAAGGGCGCUACAAGUUCAACUUCCACGAAGCCCAGCAGGCCUGUGAGGAGCAGGACGCGGUGGUGGCCUCCUUCGAGCAGCUGUUCCGGGCCUGGGAGGAGGGCCUGGACUGGUGCAAUGCGGGCUGGCUGCAGGAUGCCUCGGUGCAGUACCCCGUCACACAGGCCCGGCGCCGCUGCGGAGGCCUGGGCCUGGCGCCCGGCGUGCGCAGCUACGGCCCGCGCCACCGCCGCCUGCACCGCUAUGACGUGUUCUGCUUUGCGGUUGCCCUCAGGGGGCAGGUGUACUACCUGGAGCACCCUGAGAAGCUGACGCUGGCAGAGGCAAGGGAGGCCUGCUGGGAAGACGGAGCCCAGAUCGCAAAGGUGGGCCAGCUGUUUGCCGCCUGGAAGUUCAGUGGCUUGGACCGCUGCGAUGCUGGCUGGCUGGCAGACGGCAGUGCCCGCUACCCUGUGGCCCACCCACGUUCCAACUGUGGGGCCCUGGAGCCUGGGGUCCGAAGCUUCGGCUUCCCAGACCCACACAGCCGCAAGUACGGCGUCUACUGCUACCGGCCACGCUAACGCCAGGUCGCCCCCUCCCCUCAUGGGCUGUAUUUAUUGAGUAGUUCGUUUUCCCUUGCAGGUUGGGGCAAUUUUCAUCUUGUUUUUAUACUUUCCAACUUAAAAUUAUUUUUAAAUAUUAUUUUUUGGGUAAAUCCCACAGAUCCCAAAUCGUCCCUUUACUCGGGUCCCUUUACCAAGGCUCUCACCCUCCUUGAAUCCUCCUAUCUCUCUCCUCUGGGACGUUUGAGGUCCUUGGGUUCAUGAGCGCUCUCUGCCAUCACUGAAUCCAUCCCCUUUCCCAGCCCCGGGGAGGCUGUUUCCAGAGCCAGCAGUGGCAGGGGGAGCCAGGGCUGUGACUUGUCCUCCGCCUCCACCUGGGGACGAGAGGGCAGCCA